Molecule: messenger RNA, 3675 nt
Organism: Thyridium curvatum
Lineage: Eukaryota; Fungi; Ascomycota; Sordariomycetes; Thyridiales; Thyridiaceae
Exons: 4
Coding region: 1-3675 (1224 amino acids)
Molecular function (GO): protein binding
Source: RefSeq, a predicted model, not a curated record
AUGCCGCGGAAAAACACAUCGAGGGACGAAGGGAGCAAGCUUGACGAACUUAUGGAGGAAGUCGUCGAGCUCUAUAAGACCAAACCCCUUGAUAAGGUGGUGGAGGAGAUAAACAGAACUCAUAACUUGCGCGCUAGCAAGGCACAAUACCGAAAACGUUUGGACCGGCUGCGUGUGACGAAAAACGUGUCCCAGAGGGAUGCGCUCGCCUGGAUACAUGCCGGACGAGUGAUUCGCGAUCGUUCCAGAAGGAAAAAAACAGUCAAUGUCCUGUAUAAUGGCCGAUCAUAUUCCAAGGACCAAGCACAACGGGUUCUGCGACGACUAGAUGCCCCUACGCUGGCCGAGAAGUAUGCACUCAACCAACAUGUGUCAGUCCAUAAGAAGAGCAUAGGGCCGUCUCCUGAGAGGUCCCAUAUCGUUCUUGUAAACACCUCACCGCGACAUUCCAUGCCUCCCUCGCUUUCACCUGAGCUAUGUGAAUAUUUUCGCGAGAUCUACUAUGCGUCCUGGCCAAGCGGACUCACUUUAUCAAUGCCCUUGCCGCGAACGAUGGAUUGUUUGACACAAACUCUUGCUUACUACCGAGCGAGCGGGUUCUUUGACCCGCGCCAUCUGGCUCGCGAACUGUUUCUAUCAAUGCCACAGCAGGACGCAAGAGAACCCGUCGAUGCUGUACAGAACUUACUGAGAAAGGUUACUUGCAGUGACCAAGAGGCCAUCUCAAUUCUCAAGAUCAUGGCAUUCGCAAUAGCCAAUAAUAUUCAUAUUGGGAUGCCGAGCCAUGAGGUUCUGUGUGAUUUAUUUCACCGAAUCAGACAUCAAAAGUCGUGGCUUAGAGGUUUAUUCCAGUCUCGAGUGGCAGUCACCAACGCUUUAGCCCAUGCCUUGUUUGCUAGUGUCUUCCGGCAACUUGACGUGGCUGUGAUCGAGGAUUUUCUCGAUGCAGGUGCUGAUUAUACCUACGGAAUGACCUCGAAAGUCUCAAGCCUCUUUCACGCCAAGGAUUCGAUGUUAGUCUAUUCUCUAUUGAACAAGUCUCUGCUGGUGGCCAAAUGCUUGUACAAGCGCGGAGCGCCUUGGGUCAUAGCGCAGUCUCCGACGGCGAACCCUAUUCGAGAUCUUCUUGGCUCUGAAGCAGCCCCUUGGAUUGUGGAGGAUGAUGUUUGGGAUUUUAUUGUCCAGGCAUAUCCAUCAUACUACGAGGAAACUCAAGCAUUUCUAAACGAGGAUCUCCCAUAUGUGACUAAUUGGGCCGUUGUGCAGAGGCUCCUUGGCCAUGUCUGUGGCCCGACCUCUCCGGAAGGCUGGAGACGACUGAUACUAUAUUCGACGAUACUUCAAGGAAGUUCAAUUUGUAUCCCAAACCGUGAUAACCCAGUGACCUUAACCCACCUUGAGGAGUCCUUUGGGGUGUCAGCUAUCGCCGGGGCGCUGAGAGAUGCAAGCACGAAUGGGAAAUCGGAAACCGAGACUCUUCAAAUCGUCAAAAGAUUGCUCUCCAUGGGGGCCGACCCGAACUAUCAGGACGUCAUAGGACAGCAUUGCAAGAAUCCCGUGGAACUGGCAGCUACAUGCAAUCAAUGGAGCAUCGUUGAACUACUAUUAGACAAUGGUGCUUCUAUGGCAGAUGCUUGGGCUGCAAUCACAACGAUGCAAGUAUCUCUGUCAGAAGUUCCCAGGGGCCUCUUGGAUAGAGCACAUGAUCUUCAGCUGUGGGACUUUCGUAUGGCGGUCAAGAACGGAGAAGAUCCAGAAAGCGUGAGGCGAUCUCUCGCUUGGGACAAGAGUCUCGAACUGAGCUGCCCUUUAGAAGGGGACUUCGAUUCGCAUCUCGUGUAUGUUGUCGACGAGGGCUACUUGAACUACGUUGACGUAAUAUUUCGGGCCUGCCCUGCUCUGUACGACUGCCGAGCACUGAUGUGGACCGUUCUGCUGUUCUUCGGAGAACAUGGAGGUCCGCAACACUUUGAGAUCAUUGAGAACAUUCUGCGCCGUCGGCAACCCGGCAAGGAGCCCUGUGCCAACGAGGGAACCGCUUUGGUCCUGGCUAUUUGCGGGGGGUCACAGCAGUUGAUACGUCGCUUUUCUGAGUCUGGCGUCCAGCUGCACGAGACACUAAAGACGCACGAUAUACUAUCUGAACCCGGCUCAAUGGAAGGCUAUCACACUAUCCAAAUGGUAGCGGACUUCAGCGGCAUGAUGUAUAACCAUCUCGCCAGACGGGGCUGUAAAGGGGCUGAUCUCCACUUUGCGCUUGACUGGGCCAUUUUCCUCCACGGGACUGAAGGAGUCAAGUACAUGCUCGACCUUGGCCUUAAACCAGCCGAAAGGCAUAUGGUGAGGGCCGCUGGAUCUGGAAAGGUGGAUCUGCUUGAGACCCUGAUCCAAUAUGGGGGGAGUGUCUCGGAACCGACUACAUAUACCGAGUCGUGUCUACAGCGGGCAUGCAGAUUUGGAUGUCUGGAGAUGGUACACAAGCUGCUUGAUUUAGGGGUUGCAGUGAAUGACCAAGUGGGAACCGUCAAGAUCGGUGGUCAGUGGUAUCAUAGAACGACAUUUCAGUCCGCUGUGGAGAGCAGCAAUAUCGCUCUGUACGAGGCAUUGAUUGACCGUGGCGCCAACGUCAACGAGCCAGCAGGGAGAGUUCGGGGGGCAACUGCACUGCAGCUUGCAGCAGGGAAAGGCUGGCUUAUCAUUGCUAGGCGAUUGAUUAACCUAGGGGCUGAUAUCAACGCUCCAGCUGGUGAAAUACACGGAAGAACAGCUCUGGAGGUAGCUGCUGAACAUGGGCGCCUGACAAUGGUGCAGUUUCUUCUGCACACAGGGGUGUCAACGACUGGCAAUGAGCGAAGGCAGUAUAUUCGGGCAGUACAACUGGCUGCCAAAAAUGCAUACCACACGAUUGAGAAGGUUUUGAGAGACCAUCGUGAGUGGGAAAAGCGAGACUGGCAGAUUCACGAGGCUCAAACUCUCGAAUACGACAGUGGCGAGGAAGAUGAAGAAUAUGACGAUGAGAACGACUUCAGUGACGAGGAUUCAAUAAGUUCGAUGGGGGAGGAGCCUGAUUUGGAGACAGGAUCUGGCUCUCACUCUCUCCAUGAGAAUUUCAUACUGCCGAUUGAGCAAGUUUCCUCAGUCGGACCACACGGAGGAGACGGGGGGAUGGACUGGGUCCUUGUGGAGGGCGAGAGCAACGGGACUACAGAGGAUUCGACUGCCAACAACACUUCAGGCUCUGGCCGUACGCAGCCUCAGGCUCCAGCCUUCGAGGACGCGGUGGUCUUAUAUAACGACCCCCAUUGGAGCAGUGACUGGGCCAGUUCGUCCUGGGAUGACCCUGAAAGCGUUCUUGCACCAUCUACUUCUAAUUUGUCUGAGGUUGAUACUUUAGGUUUCUAUAUGCACCUGGUACAGGACGGCUCGAUAGAGUCGGUCCACGAGCUUCCUAACGGUCUUGGCGGCGAUACAGGUCCUCUUUUCGAUCGCGAGGACGCUCAUAUAUUCGGCACGGACGCCUAUUUGGAGGUGGAUUACGGACCGUGGUCCCAAACAUUUGAUCCGACUGCUGAAGCUUCAGGGUCAGGAAGCACAGAUAUGUUUUCUUGUGGGGAAUGUGGGAAUGUAUUGGAACUGUGUCAUUGUAUCGACUUCUCAUUCCUGGAUGAGUUGUGA